AUGCCGCCGGAACGCAGGAGCCGAGCAAGACCGGAGCGGAGAGCGGGAGCGAGACCAGACCGGAAGACCCUAAUGAGGCCGGACCGAAGAGCCGGAGCGGGGCCGGGCGGACAGCCCCGGAAGGCUGCUCCUUCAUCCCAGCGGAAAUCGCCGGCCCGGCCGCGCGAGGCGGCCACUGCGAUCGCAGUCGCGGCGGAGGAGGAAAGACGGCUCCGACAGCGGAACCGCCUGAUGUUGGAGGAGGAAAAGCCGGCCGUGGAGCGGUACUUGGAGGAGCUGGUCUUCGGGGAUGUGGAGGACGACGAGGACGCGCUGCUGCGGCGUCUGCGGGGCCCGCAGGUUCAAGUACAGGAAGACUCGGGUGACUCAGAAGUGGAGAAUGAAGCAAAAGAUAAUUUUCCACCUCAGAAGAAGCCAGUUUGGUUGGAUGAAGAAGAUGAAGAGGAGGAGAUGGUAGACAUGAUGAACAAUCGUUUUCGGAAAGAUAUGAUGAAAAAUGCCAGUGAAAAUAAACUUUCAAAAGAUGAGCUUCAAAAGAGACUUAAAGAAGAAUUCCAGCAUGCCAUGGGGGGCGUACCUGCCUGGGCAGAGACCAGUAAGCGGAAAAUAUCUUCAGAUGAUCAGCCUGUGGGUUUGUUUGCCUUAGAUGAAAGUGAAGAGGAUGAAGAUGAUUUGUUGCAAAGGACUGGGAAUUUCAUAUCCACAUCAGCUUCUCUUCCUAAAGGAAUCUUAAAGAUGAAGAACUGCCAACAUGCUAAUGCUGAACGUCCUACUACUGCUCGAAUCUCAUCUGUGCAGUUCCAUCCUCGUGCACAGGUUGUGAUGGUCGCUGGACUAGAUAAUGCUGUGUCACUAUUUCAGGUGGAUGGAAAAGCAAAUCCUAAAAUUCAGAGCAUCUAUUUGGAAAAGUUUCCAAUCUUUAAGGCCUGUUUUAGUGCUAAUGGAGAAGAGGUUUUAGCCACAAGUACUCAUAGCAAGGUUCUUUAUGUCUAUGAUAUGCUGGCUGGAAAGCUAAUUCCUGUGCAUCAAGUAAGAGGUUUGAAGGAGAAGAUAGUGAGGAGCUUCGAAGUCUCCCGAGAUGGGUCCUUUUUGCUUAUAAAUGGUGUUGCUGGAUAUUUUCACUUGCUGUCAAUGAAGACUAAAGAGCUAAUCAGUAGUAUGAAAAUUAAUGGAAGGAUUGCAGCAUCCACAUUCUCUUCAGAUAGUAAGAAAGUAUAUGCAUCUUCAGGGGAUGGGGAAGUUUAUGUUUGGGAUGUGAACUCUAGGAAGUGCCUUAACAGAUUUGUUGAUGAAGGCAGUUUAUAUGGAUUAAGCAUUGCCACAUCUAGGAAUGGACAGUAUGUGGCUUGUGGUUCUAAUUGUGGAGUGGUAAACAUAUACAAUCAAGAUUCUUGUCUCCAAGAAACAAACCCCAAACCGAUAAAAGCUAUAAUGAACUUGGUUACAGGUGUUACUUCUCUGACCUUCAAUCCUACUACAGAAAUCUUGGCAAUUGCUUCAGAAAAAAUGAAAGAAGCAAUCAGAUUGGUUCACCUUCCUUCCUGUACAGUAUUUUCAAACUUCCCAGUUGUUAAAAAGAAGAAUAUUUCUCUUGUUCAUACCAUGGAUUUUUCUCCCAGAAGUGGGUAUUUUGCCUUGGGGAAUGAAAAGGGCAAGGCCUUGAUGUAUAGGUUGCAUCAUUACUCAGACUUUUAAAGAGAUUAUUUGAGAUCCAGUUGAGGCACAAGAGAAACCCGUCCUCAUAAAUCUUCUCAGAAAGUUUCCAGAAUGUGCCAUAAUAUAUGGAUAAUGAUAUAUUGAGCCAGCUGUGCUUAUUUAAAUUACCAGAAUUGUUUUAAUAAACCCAUAGUAACUUUUGUGUGAAA
Hippopotamus amphibius kiboko is the source of this 1865-nucleotide messenger RNA. RefSeq names its product UTP18 small subunit processome component (gene UTP18). The transcript is spliced from 14 exons. NCBI's taxonomy places the organism in Eukaryota, Metazoa, Chordata, Mammalia, Artiodactyla, Hippopotamidae. The record is from RefSeq and is a predicted model, not a curated record. Bases 1 to 1695 code for a protein of 564 amino acids. Gene Ontology annotation, biological process: rRNA processing. Gene Ontology annotation, molecular function: protein binding. Gene Ontology annotation, cellular component: small-subunit processome; Pwp2p-containing subcomplex of 90S preribosome.